Chironomus riparius is the source of this 897-nucleotide messenger RNA. The record is from the annotation of a GenBank genome assembly. NCBI's taxonomy places the organism in Eukaryota, Metazoa, Arthropoda, Insecta, Diptera, Chironomidae.
AAAUUUCGAGUGAUGAACAUUUCUUAAAAGUAGAAACAGUGAAUAUAAUUUAUAGUUUAAAUUGUGAAAUAUUUUUUCUGACAUAAAGCGGUGACAAAUUCAAGACAAAUUUUUAACUCAAAAUGAACAUAACACUUGACCAAAUCGUCGACAAUCUCGACUUAAUUAUUAACUACAAACAACCAAUCUUCUGGGCAGCUAUUCUUCAUGUAAUAUUCAACCCAGUUUUCUGGAAUGUAGUAGGAAGAUUAGAAAAUAAGUCAAACGCAAUUUCACGCCUGUUUGGAAACGACAAAGAAAAAGCAUGCUACUUUUUUGCGUUUGUUACUUUCACACUUGGACUUACUCGUGACUAUCUCGUAUUCUAUGCCUGUGCUUUGCAACCAAAAAUAACAGAUUUCUUGUCAUAUUAUGCAAAUAUCAAUACACCAACAGAUUUGAUUCAGACAGUUGGAACUUUAUUACUCAUGUAUGGAUCUGUUCUUGUAUUAACCUCAAUGUACAGAUUAGGAAUCACCGGAACAUAUCUUGGUGAUUAUUUUGGCAUUUUUAUGGAAUCUAGAGUUACAGAAUUUCCAUAUAACCUUUAUGAAAACCCAAUGUAUGUUGGCUCAACCUUCUGCUUCUUUGGACACGCUUUAAGAAGCAUGACAGCUUCUGGACUUUUGAUCUCAUGCAUCGUAUGGUUGGUCUACAGAGUUGCAGUGAUGUUUGAAGGGCCAUUCACAGCAAAAAUUUUCGAGGAAAAAGCAAGAAAGGAAUCAGCUAAAAUCAAGUAAAAGUUUUAUUCGUUAAGAAUAAAAAGUUUAUAAACUAUAAAUAAGAACAAAAGCUUUCUCUUAGAAUGUAAUAUUCCAAAACAUAUUAUUAAGUGUAAAUAAAUUUUUAAUCUAUUUU